GCGUCAGCGCCGGCGGCUCCGCGCGGCCGGCCCCGAGCGCGUCCCUUAUCGCAGACAGGCACCGGGGAUCGCAUCAUUAUCAUGGGCACUGUUUGCUUUUCGCGGCGCUGCUGUUUGCUUUUCGCUCUCGCCUGGGCCGGCAGGUUGGCGGGAGGCAGCGGGGGCGCAGAUGUUGACGAGUGUGCAGAAGCUACGGAUGACUGUCACAUCGAUGCAAUUUGUCAAAACACACCAAAAUCCUACAAAUGCAUCUGCAAGCCUGGCUACAAAGGGGAAGGGAAGCAGUGUGAAGAUAUCGAUGAGUGUGAAAAUGACUUCUACAAUGGGGGUUGUGUCCACGAGUGUAUCAACAUUCCAGGCAACUACAGGUGUACGUGCUAUGAUGGAUUCAUGUUAGCCCACGAUGGCCACAACUGUCUUGAUGUUGAUGAGUGUCUGGAUAACAAUGGAGGGUGCCAGCAGAUUUGUGUGAAUACUAUGGGCAGCUACGAAUGUCAGUGCAAAGAGGGCUUUUUUCUGAGUGAUAACCAACAUACCUGCAUUCAUCGCUCCAUUGAGGGUAUGAACUGUAUGAAUAAAGAUCAUGGGUGUGCACACAUCUGCCGGGAGACACCCAAAGGUGGGGUUGCCUGUGAAUGUAGACCUGGCUUUGAACUUGCCAAAAACCAGAAGGACUGCAAAUUAACCUGUAACUAUGGGAAUGGAGGCUGCCAGCACACCUGUGAUGACACAGAUACUGGCCCUGUGUGUGGCUGUCAUCAGAAGUAUGCCCUGCACUCAGAUGGCCGAACCUGCAUUGAGAAGGAUGAGGCUGCAAUUGAGAGUUCUGAGUACAAUGCCACGUCAGUAGCUGAUGUGGACAAGCGGGUGAAACGGCGGCUACUUAUGGAAACAUGUGCUGUCAAUAACGGAGGCUGUGAUCGGACUUGCAAGGAUACCGCGACAGGGGUGCGCUGCAGUUGCCCAGUUGGAUUUACCCUGCAGCCUGAUGGGAAAACGUGCAAAGAUAUUGAUGAGUGUUUGGUAAACAAUGGUGGCUGUGACCAUUUCUGCCGAAACACGGUUGGCAGCUUUGAGUGCAGCUGCCAGAAAGGCUAUAAACUGCUCACAGAUGAAAGGACCUGCCAAGAUAUAGAUGAGUGCUCCUUUGAACGGACCUGUGACCACACCUGUAUCAACUACCCUGGAAGCUUUGAGUGUCUCUGCCACAAAGGCUACACCUUGUAUGGACUGACACACUGUGGAGAUAUUGAUGAAUGCAGCAUCAGCAAUGGUAGCUGUGACUUUGGGUGUCUUAAUACCAUGGGGAGCUAUGAGUGUGUCUGCCCACCAGGAAAGAAACUGCACUGGAAUAAAAAGGACUGUGUUGAGAUGGUGAAAUGUCUCCCAAAUGCCAAACCAGCUCCCAAGGCUCAGCUAGUGUGCAGUAAGACAGGAGGCAUAGAGAGCUGCUUCCUGUCAUGCCCAUCCAAUACUCUUUUUGUUCCAGACUCGGAGAACAGCUACACACUGAGCUGCGGCGUCCCUGUGCAGCAUGGCAAGGUACAGCCCAGGCGCAACUCCACCCUGCCCAGCUGCUCAGAUUCCCUAGCCCCUCCAAUCAAGCAGAAAGCUCGUUUUAAAAUCAAAGAUGCAAAAUGCCAUUUACGGCCUCGCAGCAAAGAAAAAACAAAAGAUUCUGGGAAGCAGGCUGUUUCAGGAGGUCAGUUCCCCUGUACAGACAACUGCCAGGUGACCUUUGUGAACCUCAAGUGCGAUUCCUCCAAGAAAAAACGCCGAGGCCGCAAGUCACCAUCAAAAGAAGUGUCCCAUAUCACUGCAGAGUUUGAAGUGGAGAUGAAGUCUGAAGAAGUCUCAGACACCUGUAACAUUGACUGUGUUCGGAAAAGGAUGGAGCAGAAGCUGCAAACUGCAAUCAAAACAUUGAGGAAAUCUAUUAAUAAACAGCAAUUUUACAUUCAGUUUUCUGGGACAGAAUAUGAAGUGGCUCAGAAGCCAGCUAAAGCUACUGAAGGGCAUGAAGCGUGCAGUACAGGGCAAGUACUGCAGGAUGGAAAAUGUGUUACCUGCAGCACGGGCACCUUCUAUAGCGGAGAACACAAGCAGUGCAUCCCGUGCUCACCAGGAACCUACCAGGACACAGAAGGCCAGCUCACCUGUGAGCCUUGCCCCAGCAACGAUGGCCAGGGAGUGGCGGGCGCCCGCAACGUCUCGGAAUGUGGAGGGCAGUGUUCUCCUGGGCACUACUCUUCAGAUGGUUUUAAACCUUGUACAGUCUGUCCUCUUGGUACGUAUCAGCCUGAACCAGGAAGGACCCUCUGCUUUCCCUGUGGCGGUGGGCUUGUGACCAAAUACGAAGGUGCUGUUUCCUUUCAAGACUGUGAAACCAAAGUUCACUGUUCUCCUGGACAUUACUACAACUCCACAACACACAGAUGUAUCCGGUGCCCUGUGGGAACAUACCAGCCUGAGUUUGGUCAGAACUACUGCAUUACCUGCCCUGGCAACACCAGUACAGAUUUUGAUGGCUCCACCAAUGUCACACAUUGCAAAAACCAGCACUGUGGAGGAGAACUGGGGGACUACACUGGCUACAUUGAAUCACCCAACUAUCCUGGAGACUACCCAGCUAAUGUGGAAUGCAUUUGGAAUAUAAAUCCACCCCCAAAGAGAAGAAUACUCAUCGUAGUACCUGAGAUAUUUCUCCCAAUUGAAGAUGAAUGUGGCGAUGUUUUAGUAAUGAGAAAAAGUGCUUCUCCUACUUCAAUUACUACGUAUGAAACAUGUCAGACCUAUGAGAGACCUAUUGCAUUUACCUCAAGAUCAAGGAAACUCUGGAUUCAGUUCAAGUCAAAUGAAGGAAACAGUGGCAAAGGAUUUCAGGUCCCCUAUGUGACUUACGAUGAGGACUACCAACAACUGAUAGAAGACAUUGUUCGAGAUGGCCGAUUAUAUGCAUCAGAAAACCAUCAAGAAAUCCUAAAGGACAAGAAACUGAUUAAAGCUCUCUUUGAUGUACUGGCACACCCUCAAAACUAUUUCAAGUACACAGCACAAGAGUCAAAAGAAAUGUUUCCAAGAUCAUUUAUAAAGCUACUGCGAUCAAAAGUUUCCAGGUUUCUACGACCAUACAAAUAGUCUAGUGGUAUUCAAUAUUUGGUUACUUUGCAUUCCUGUCAAAUAUUAUCUUUCCUCCAUAGUAGAAACAUUUGCUAAUUUGAAAGCUCUUUUUUGCAGACUUUGUUCACAAUUGUUAAUGAAGAACACCUAUAAUGUUUUAUAAUUGUUAAAAGUCAAUGUUCUGAAUGGGAUUCUUACUAAAAAAAAAAAAAAGCAUCCCUGAGUACAUCUAGUUGUAGAUCCAAAUUUGUGGCUGCACUAGUGUAUCCUCACUUUUCAUCUGAAAUCUCACUAUGUAAAAAUAUUCUUUCUAGCUUUUUAUUUUUCAUCAACAAUAACUCUUGUCAAAAAAAGGAGGAAUCUAUUCAAAUAUGAUUAAACUACCUGCAGAUAAGUUCUGUUAUAGAAAGUAUGUAGUAUAAAUAAUACUUGGAUUUUGAAUUGCACUUGAAGUUUAUAUUUGAAUCUUUAGAAGAAAACGAAACAAUCUAAAUUUUGUUAUUUCUCAUUUGUGGCUUGGUGGAACCUCUGUCCAAGUAGAAAUCAAAAAGGAAAAAAAAGAAGAAAAAAAGCAUAUAAUUUUGUUCUAUGAAUUACAUGAGAUUGAGUCCCAUGCCCUAAUGUCCUAAUGUUUUUAUCUGUCCUCUUCUAAACUUCUUCAGAGGUUUGCCACUGUCCAUUACUUAAUUGAAACAGAUUAGCUCUGGAUUUCCAUGCAUCAGUCGGUCCCUUUAAAGACAUUUACAAUAGGAUAUGUAAGAAAUGAACAACAACAUUAGUAGUCUUGGUUUUCUUUCCAUUAAGAGAGCAUCUAAUUAAGUACAAUAUAUAAAUAUAUAAAUAUAUACUUCUAUUUGUGGGUACAUUAGUAACGUUAUCUCUAGUUAUUGUAAAUAUUAUUCAUGCUUAAGUCUUUACUCCCACACACCCUAUUUACUCAUAUCUAUAUGUAUCUUUAUGUAGACAAUUAAAUAACUUCUCCAAGUGCUUGUCACUUCUAUUAACACCCAACUGAAGCCUUUUGAGGUUUUAUAAUACUGGAUAAUGGUUUACUCUGGGACAAUCUCUUUCAAUAUUUAUUAUUCCAGGAAAAAUAGCAUCAGUGGAGAUGCAACUGCUGCCCAGUAUAGGGUCAGCUGUUGCCUCUCCCUUGGGAACCCCCCACAUGCAGACCAACACUGGGAACACAACUGUGUCCAAGGCCCAGACUGCCAGGGGCUCAGGGGUGAACAGGACACCGUUUUGCAGAAGAGUUGGAGGGCAGGUUCUGUGUUUGCAGAGACCUGGCUCUCCCUUUUAUCCCAGAUUUGUAGCCACAGCGCUCAUCAAGCACAGGGACUGCAGGAGAGCUUUAGCCUUGUGCUCAGGCCCUGCUCAUAGAGCGAUAGUGGGUUUGCCAUGAUGAGAAAUCCUGGGUUUCCUGCUGUUUCCUGGCACAGAAGCUAAAUCAAAUGGGAGAGGAGCCUUUAUUUUCUAUUAGUAUUUCAGCCUCUUUCAUUUUCAGUCCCUUCCUCUUCUGUAUCAUUUUCCCUUUUGAUUCUACAAGUUUAUUAAAUGGAGAAAUGAACUCUCCUGGCAGCAUCCUUUCAGAAAAAGACUAACACACAGUUUUGCUUUGCUGCUUUUUUUUUUUUUUUUGCCUGUCUACCUGUAGUUUAACACAUUUGGAUGUUCUCGAAGACAGGUAUUAGGGGUGGUUGUGGUUAUCUUCUGACACUUUCUUUUUGUCCUUGAGCAAGUACUGCUUAAACUUAAUGGUUGGUUUCUGUUGACUGCAAGUGGUUGAAUAUUCCAUUUCUAUGAGAACACACCUUAAAUAUUCUGUUGAGUUUUUCUACUAACCGUCUUGUAAUUUUGCUUGCCUUCUUCCUUUUUCUGUUGAAGAAUAUAAUUUUUUUCUUUCUAUGCUUGAACAGUCUUUUAUAGUUUAACAGGUUGGUUUUUUUUCACUCAUGAACCUUAGAUCUUUGGUGAGCUUUCUUUUUAAUAUGUACAUUAACCCUUGUUAAAAAAUGUCACUUCUCCAUAAAGGUCCUUUGUUAAAGGCUGUUCUAACUUUUUCUUGAGGAUGUUAAAACUACUUUUAUUUAUGGUUCACCAAGGGUCACUAAAAAGGGUCACCAAUUUUCAUUAAUUUUUUUCUUUGACAGUAGUCAUUUGUACAAAAAAAAAAAGUUUUUAAAAAGCAAAAUUCUUUUCAGGUACUCAAUUAUGUGGGAGUAUACAGCUGAAAAACUACUUUAGCCAAACAGUAGUUCGAAGUCUGACAGGUCGUUCAGAGUUUUAUUCAGAUCCAUUAAAAGGAGUCAGGAUUGCAGCCUAUCUACUGAAAGAUAUGAAGGAAAAUAUAUGGAAAAUAUGGUGAAAAAUAACUUACUCACUUGGCAAAUGAUUUACAGUGAUCUUUAGUAUUUCACACUUGAGAAAGCAAACUUCAGAAUCUGGUAUUGUACACUGAGUUUAGUAAAAUCCUUGCUAAAAUCAACAUGUUUGGACAUAAUACCAUUGUAUGACAGUGAUGCCAGACUCCAGAAACAACUGGCAGCACCAUAACAUUUUCCAGGUUCCAAGCUCCAUGGGAAAUCCAGUGCCAGAGAGAAACCAUAAGAGGGACAUGUCCCAAUUCUGGCCACUGGUAGUGGGACCUCAGUAGAGCUGUGAGAGGUGAAUACAGGCAAGAGAAAUUGCAUUUGGCUCUGGCACCACUUGCCCUGACUUAAAACCACACUACAAAAAAGCGGCGUUGUGUCCAGUUCAUCCUGACAGACAACCUGAGAAUGAGGCUGAUAUUCCCCAGAGCCACGUCAGGGCAGGGACUGCACAGUCAGGACAAGGCACUUGUGGACUUCUGAGGCAAACGCAGGCUUUGUGUUGCUGAAGGAAGGUGCUGAAAGAAAGAGAAUAAUUUGACCCUCAGAAUUUGACACUUAAAUGCUUUUGAACAUCGAGGGGGUUCAUAUCUGAUAUAUUUAGAAAUCGAGUCAGGCUUGAACGCUUGCCACUCUGCACAGAAAUGCUCUUGGAUGUACAAAUUUCUAAUGAAAUAAGUAAUGACAAGUGGUAUAUAGGGCAGUCUGAACUGGUUUCAGUUGAUUUGAAAAACAGCAUAGAAUUUUUAUAUCAGCUCUAGAAGUUAAAAAUGCUUUGACUUUCAUACUAGAUUUACAGUUACAGAAACCGGCAGUCACCAAAUAGGAGGUGAGUUCAGCUCUUCAUCUGUUAGUGUAGGAUGCCUUCAUUGUCAAAGUCAGAAAACCUGUUGCUACUACACAAUAACAGCACAACAGCAAAGAAUGUCUUCUUCUACAGAUGAGACCUACACACAUCUGGGAAUCAAAAACCGUACAAGGAGAAAUAAAGCUGCCUUUAAGCAAACCAGCUUUGUGAACGUGGCAGAAUAUAACAUUUUAGCUUUUACCCUAAAUGUGAAAUACUUCAUUUGAACAUACCAAUAAAUACAGCCCUGUAGCUGUUCUUACAGAAUUACACGUUGUCUACAGGACAGGUGCAACAACAAAUUUAUGUGUUAAUACAGGUAGACUGAAGAAGUGCCCAUUUGUGAUUGCCCAAUUCUGUGGCACAAACCAAGCUCUUUAUUUUCAAUUUGCAGAUGCCUAUAUGCUUAAAAGCUGCACCUGCAGCACUUAUCAUUUUAAGCCUCUCUUUCUGCUUUAAAUAGUGCACUUAUUUUUAGUGAGGUGGUGGUGAAUCAUCCCUAACCGUUCUCACAGGCCACCAAAUCACUGCCUGCACACCUGCUGCAGUCCAGGACACGGCAGCAAUCACAAGUUGCUCAUCAAGCCCCGAGUUGUGCCUUGAAAGUGCUGAGGACACAAAGGUGCCUCUGUGUGUCAUUUGAGCACAGGGAGCAGCAGGAUUCUGUGUUCAGUGCGUUGUAACCUCUUCUGCCACACUGCAUCUUGCCUUCAAUAACAAGACUUAUCCUGCCUGGAGAUUUAGCUCACAGAAACUGGAUUUAAAAUAACUGAAUAAUAACUGAAGUCUUUCUUUCGUCCCAUUUUCUUGCCCUAUCUUCCUUCUUCCAUCAUACAUUAGAUUUUUACCUAAAGACCAACUUUUCAAAAGAAAUUUAUUUCCUCAUUGUGCCAUCCCCAUAGAAUAAAGUUAUGACUACUUAAGAUUUAGAUUAAUCCUUUCUACACAGCAGCUUUAUUCUAGAGUAAGCUUACUUAAAACUAGCUUACCUUGUAAGCCAGGUUUAGUUUAGUUUAGUUUUAGACUAGCUUAAAUAAAUACAGGAUUGGUCAGAGAAUUUUCAGAAGGUCCACAUUCUGAAUUGUCAGCGGGUUUUAAAGAGCACAGCUCACCUGAUAUCCUGUCUGUGAGCAGAAUGCAAGAAUGCUGCCACAUGAGUGAGAAACAUCCUUUACAUGUGUUCAGCAUUCCAAAAGGACAGUCAAACCCCACCCUGUGCCUUUUUAUAAGCCUGCCCAACACAUUCAAAUUUCUUAGAUCAGUUUUACCUAUAAAAAACCCAGUUCUAAUCUUGCAGAUAGCAGGUUUGGAACUUCAGGAGCAAAAGUAGCACUGUGAUUCUUAUACAGGAUCUGCUGACAGGUGUUUGACAGCAAAACUUACCUGCUCUGUGACAGCUCCCAUUGUCUGGACUCUAAAUAUCUUUGAAUGCUCUUACAAACUUAGCUGGAGUAAAAUCUUCAGCAGCUGGACCCAGUGGCAAACUCCUCAGCCACCUCAGGGGUCUGGAUGAUUUCUUAAAGAUAGGAAUGAGUGACACACACAGUUCCUUAUAUCUGUAUCAUGAGUUCAAGGAGUUGCAUUUUUUCGUAGUUUAAAACCACUGAUUGACAGGAAUGGGAGUAACUGGAGGAGUUCUUAUAGAAUCUCAGUACAUUGGGACUUUAAUGAAGUAGUUUUCUAGAAUGACAAACUGUUGUAAGCACUUGGGAAAAGGAAUAUUUUGUCUUCCAAAAGAAUUUAUGGAAGAAGGGAAAUUUCUGUAAGGUACUAUGAACUUACUCCUCAGCGAGAGACUUGGAUUCAGAGUCAGGUCUUGUGUUUUUUCUCUCAUCUGAAUAGAAGCAGAGUGGAAAAUAAACAAUGUCAAAAACCUGUUAUCUAAGGAUCUGAAUAUAUACAAUUCCAGUUUGUUAUUUCAUUUAUUUAUUCUUUCAUCAUAAAGCUUUUAAUCUAUAAAAUUAAUAUGUAAUAUACAAGAGUUAAAUGUACAGAAGUACCUCUAGAUCUAAUAAUUUAAACCAUCUGUAUUCAGAGAGCAGAGAUAACAAGUUUAAAGAUAUACAAACAAUUGCAAUUCAAUUUUCUCAAUAUCUAGAAAAAAGUGGCUUUGAUUAAUUAAACUUUAUUUUAAUUAUUGUGAAAAUAUCUUUUUUAGAGUUUGUUUUUGUUACUUUUUUAAUUAAAAUUAUUUUGUAAAUAUUGUUUUCUAUGUUUUAUAACUUAGGCCAUUAAUUUGCAUUGAGAGCAGCAGGAUCUCAACAUGUUGAUUAUAAAGAUACUUUAGGAGACUGGGGUGGAUGUGAGGCAGUUGCCAGUUUUAUCAUUCCAGAUUACAGAUCCUGUUAUUUCUUCAGUCUCAUUGACAUGACAGGAAGAGUUUUCUGGGGCACUUGAACAUUCUAAUUUAAACAGAAUUCACUAUCAAGUGUCAUUCUAAAGUGCUUUUCAUUCUCAUAACAUAAAAAGAAUAUGUAUCUUAAAGUUAGUGCUGGUUCUUCUUCCAUUGUUAGGAUAAGAAACAACACAGAACUCAGAAAUACAAGGGAAUUUAAUAGAUUACACACAUGGCUAGUAGAAAGACAAGGAAAGCUGUGGGAUCUCUAUGCUUGUAGGGAGCAGUGGAAGCGAUAAAACCUCACAUUGGAUCAGAUCACAGAGCCUUUUUUAGCCAAAACCACUGAGGCCAGUGGUACUUUAUCCUGCAAAAAAGUUCAUUAUGACCAUAUCCAGCACCAGUUUAACCAGGAAUUUGUGGCAGGCUGAAUUUCAGGGGUAAGCACACAGGGUGUAAUACUGGUUUCUGCAUCAAUUUGCUCCACAUAAACCACUGCGCAGGAGUGAGAUUUUAAACUGAACUGUUGUAGAUGCUGCUGGGACUUCUAAGCUUUAUUACCAAUGUAAAUUGUGUACAAACAGCUAUUUCCAUAUGAAAUGUACAAUAAUAGUUUAGAGCAAGGGUAGUGAAUAACUGUACAAAAUUUGAUACUUAGAAAAUAAAAUACAGUGCUAAGCUUUACCAAUAUUUUAACAAUUCUGUCAGAUUUAUAGUAGAAAACGUUGUUGUAAAUGUACCUUAUAAGAAAAUACAUUACCUUUUGCCUCUGUAUAUUAAUAGCUUUGAUUUCUAUGUCAAAGUUAAAAAUGA
Molecule: messenger RNA, 9484 nt
Organism: Camarhynchus parvulus
Lineage: Eukaryota; Metazoa; Chordata; Aves; Passeriformes; Thraupidae
Gene: SCUBE1
Product: signal peptide, CUB domain and EGF like domain containing 1
Exons: 23
Coding region: 82-3138 (1018 amino acids)
Biological process (GO): signal transduction
Cellular component (GO): cell surface
Molecular function (GO): calcium ion binding
Source: RefSeq, a predicted model, not a curated record